AUGAAGAAGUCGAUCAGCUUCACGUACCGGCCAACGGAGAGCAUGGACGCUGACGUGUCAGUGCCUGUCCAAGUAGCAACCAUCACUCCAGAGGGUGAUGUCCAGGACUGGGAUGACACUCACAUGCAGGAAGCCGAGGAUGAAACGGCCUCCCCGGUCCCUGAGCCUGCGCAUGCCGCGGUGGAUGGCAGUGCCAGGGAGAUGCCCCUCAGGAUCCUCGCGGCAGCGGACCAGAUGGCUUACGAGUGCGGAACGGAGCGCAUCCACUUCAGUUGCUCAGAUGUUCACUCCUCAGAGCUAGAACUGAAGCUGACCCAAGAGGUGUCCAACCCCGCCAAGAUUGCGCUCCCGUUCAACUGGCGAAUCCUCCCAGCGAAUGGUACGAUUUCAGCGGGCAGCAGCCAGGAGUUCCAGAUUCGCUUUGCGCCGAAAGAAGUGGAUGACUUUGCUGGUUUGUUGGACAGCCGCAUGCCUAUCCAGGAGCCUCUCCGAAUCCGCUUGCAAGCCUCCGCGCUGCGGCCGUGGUGUCACUUCGAGGUCCCGAUGAGCGACUACAGAUCGCGGCGACAAGCGGAGACUCCUCUGGACCCAAAGUACCAGGUCAUCGAGUUUGAGUCGCUGGGCACAAAGGUGCGGAACACGAAGCGAUUUUAUGUCUUGAAUCCCACGUCGGACACAUAUGAGUUCCACUGGAUGCCUGAAGAGACAGAGAAGAAGGAAACGGAGGAUCCCUUCCGCUGCCUCACAAAGCGUGGGACCAUCCUGCCUGGCAAGAAGUUCGAGAUGCUGUUUGAGUACUUGCCGGCAGAUACAGAAGUCCACGAGUCCCGGUGGCUCUUCUCCGUGCCCGGCAAGCAGGCAUCCCAGGCCUUCGUGCUGGUGGGGACUGUGAAGGAGCCUCGAAUGGGCUUAGACCGGCCAUGCAUCAAGUUCAACCGCCUCUUGCUGGGCGGCAAAGCUAUAGAGAAGGUGUGCAUUGUCAACAAGGAGCACCUGCCUUUCAGCUUUGCAUUUGAUCGCAAGAGCUAUGAGACUGAUGGGCCAGCAGCAAUCUCCCUUUCCCCAGACUCGGGCGUGGUUGGUCCUGGUGCAAGCUUCCCCAUUGAAGUGAAGUUUUCUCCAAACGAGGAACGAUUCUUCAACUACAAUGUCGUAUGCAACAUCAAGCGAAAAGAAAAGCCACUCCUCCUCAACAUCAAGGGCGAAGGGUACAAGAUCCACACUAAGCUCGUCUUGGAAGAAGCAGAUCGGGAAGGCAGAGUGCUGCAUCCUGGUGUUAAGGAACUCCUGGAUUUUGGCGAUAUGCAGGUACAGGAGAGGCAGAGCUUCACUCUGAAGCUGAGUAGCCCCACCUUCGAGCGGGACCGCACUGCAGCGGCAGACGCAGCGGAUGAGCAAAUGGCUGUAAGCUACGACUUCAUCUGGCAGCUACGCAGCUCGACGGGCCGGCUGAUGACCCCGCAAGCAGAGGGACCACCAUACCUCACUAUCACGCCCGUGCACGGCGUGGCCACGCAAGAUGGCGAGACUGUGAUCACCAUCGAGUAUACACCCACUGAUGCUCACAAGCUGGACGGUGCUUCCCUUCGAAUGCUCAUCCCCUCAGGCCCGGAUGACGCCAGCUACACCCUGGGCCUGGCAGGGCGCGCAUACAGGCCGAUGUUGGACUUCUCCACUCAGAACUAUGACUUCGGAUCCUGCUUCGUCAAGCGCACUGCGGCCAGUGCGGGUGAGCCAUCUCAGGGAAAGACGCCUAUGGAGCGAUUGGACUUGACGGUGACAAAUCGAGGCAUGACGGACUGCUGGCUCUCCACCACAUUCCAGCGAACGAGCUACCUUGACGUGCAGCUGCCGGCAUCCAUGGUGGAAGCCGGAUCGUCUGUUGUGGUGCCAGUCAUCUUUACUCCAAAAGACUAUGUUGACUAUCGGGAGUGCAUUGAGUUUGUGGUCAACGACUGCACCAAGUACUAUGUGAACUUACGAGGUCAGGGGUGCCCGCUUCAGCUAGAAGCAGCAUCGCUGGCCAUGCAGAACGUUGACUUCGGCGCAGCCGUUGGCAACACAGGUGUCACCCGGAGCCUGCGGGUCGUGAACCGGUCCGUUCGGCCGGUGGAAUUCUCGCUUCAAGAUGCAGAUGGAAAACUGGCCGAGAAAUGCAUCUCCUGGUCGCCUACGCAGCCGGUGAAGCUCAGGCCUAAGGAGCAGACCUCGUUCGAGCUGCGGUACAAGCCAUCCUUCCCGAUGCCGGUCUUUAAGCUGCCGCUUGUGGCCAGUUGCAACUUUGGCAUUGACAUGCACAUAUGUCACGUCACCGGCAGCUGCCAUGCGGCAGAAGUUCGCCUGUCGGAGCAUUCCCUUCUUUUCGGCGAUGUGGUGUUCGAUGCCACGAGCACCAAACGGGUUCAUCUCCACAAUUUCGGAGACCUGGGAGUGAAGUUCCGGUUCGACACCCCUCCAAAGUUGCAGAACACGUUCUCCGUGGAGCCAGCAGAGGGCUAUGCAGCUCCUCGAGACGACGUUCUCCUGCAGGUAAAGUUCCACCCGCAGAGGACUGGUGGAUCGGAUUCCCAGCCUAAACGGCUGCGAUGCCUUCUGGAGCCGCCGUACCAACAGGAGCCGAUUGAGCUCAUAGUGCAGGGCAAUGGCAUUGAACAGCCCGAUGGGUCGACAUUGCAGCUGCAAUUUGCAGCGGAAGUGCGUGAGCGCAAGACGCAGGAGAUUUCCUUCCCACCAACAGGGAAAAACACCAGCAGCGAACCAUGGAAGGUUCGGCCUGUGAUCAGCACGGAGGUGCCUGCGGGUGAGACAUUCUUUUCCUGUCCUGGGGAGAUAACAGUUCCUGCCGGAGGGCAGGCCAGCAUUCCCGUUACCUAUCGGCCCCUCACCAUGACACGGACCGGCGAUGUGGCUGAUGAUGAUGCAUCCCCGACGAAGGGCAAGAAGAAGGAUCCAACACCAGAGAAGCUUGUAGCAAUAAGAAGCAUAGUGGUCGGCUUUUCGCUGCGACUCCAGAUGGGAGCGCAUUUGUUUGGGCACUGGAAGGACUGCGGCGUGUCGAAUCCUCCUGGCCAAGACAAGAAGCUCACCGCGGAGGUACAGUGCAAGACCCCGCAUGUCCAGAGCGUUCCGCUGACAAACUGGCUACAGCAGAACCAGCGCUUCCAUGUGGAGAUUACUCUUGUGCAGCCGCCGGAAGCUACAGAGGAGAUAAAGCUGAAUGGCAUUGGCACCUUCGAUGUGCCUUCAGGCCAAGCAAAGGACUACAAGUUCAACGUUUACGCCUACAGAGAGGGUGCUGCUGUCGUUCGAGUUGUAUUCACCAACCCGAAGACUGAAGAGUUCGUGGGAUACGAGAUUAGCUUCAAGUUUGUUGCCCCGAACUCGAUUGACACGUUGCGCUUCAGCACGGUCUGCCGCCAAGUGGCUACCCGAUCCAUCUCGGUCAUGAACCCACUCUCCUCCAUCGCCAAGUUCAAGUGCCAGGCAACGCACCAGGACCUUCGCUUCUCGCAGACCGAGUUCUCUGUUGCGCCGAACUCCGAAGCAACUGUGGACGUACUGUUCCGGCCAGUCAUUGUCGGAACAGGUGAGGCAAAGCUGUCACUGAGUUCUCCAGAGCUUGGCGAUUUUCCGUACACGGUGGAGUAUACUGCAAAGCCAGCAGGCCUCGACAAGACGAUCGUGUUCAAAGCGCCUUUGGGAUCCAUGGACUCGAUACAACCUUUCCGGUUCUGGCACUACGCGCAGAAAGCUACAACCUUCACCGCAAGCAUCGAAGCAGCACCAGGCCAAAAAUCAGUGAGCUCGGAUUUUGCGCCCGAGAUCAAGGAAGUCAAAGUUGAGGCUGCUGGACCGGAUGGCCACGAAGUCUCCGUAAAUGUCAGAUUCCAGCCUUCUGAGCUUGGUGAGAUCCGGGGGCUGCUAGUCCUCAACUCCUCAGAUGGCGGGGAGUACAAGGCCCUUCUUAUGGGCUACGCGCAGCCGCCGCAACCGCAGGGACCCGUCGAUGUCCCGAAGGGGAAGCCGACCAAUGUGGAGUUCCAGAAUCCUUUCAUGGAGCCGGUGGAGUUUUCCUUGCAGGUGGACAAUCCCAGCUUCCAGCUAACGCAGCGCGCCGUAAAGCUGGAUCCAAAGAAGACUGUCCCGAUCCCCGUCUCUUUCACGGGCGACAAAGCCCAGGGCGGUCGCCUACUGGUCAGCGCUGGCCGGGUUUCCACCCCAUGGGUGAUCUUCCUCCAAGGCGUUCCGUGA
Molecule: messenger RNA, 4251 nt
Organism: Symbiodinium pilosum
Lineage: Eukaryota; Dinophyceae; Suessiales; Symbiodiniaceae
Source: the annotation of a GenBank genome assembly